AGUGUGCGCGCGCGGCUUCGCCCGGUUCUGCGUUCCAGCCCUCUCUCUCUCUCUCUCUCUCUCUCUUUUUCUUUCUCUUUCUCGCACCGUAGGGUCGUUCCAGGACACACCGGUCCUCUGAUUCUGGACUCUCCUGAAACGAGGCACAACAAGAGCACUUUUUUUUUUUGGACCUAUUUUAUUCUGCAGGCUUUCUUGGUUCCAUGUGACGGGAUGAUAAAGGGUGAAAGAGCAAAGGAUUUUACCAAAAGACGAUGAGAGAGGUGGCUUUGAACCGCAAAGGGAGCUGAGUCGACGAACACUCGAGUUUGCAGUGAUCACUUCGGGAAAGGUUUCCAAAUGUCCAUUAGUUGGCUCUGGACAGUAAAUGGAUGCUUAGGUGAACCAAAGAUUUUUAUGCAUACACUGAUCAGUGCUCGUAAAUCCUGGCAGGACGGAAGGAGCCAAGCUCUGUCCGGCUAUACUGGUGUGAACUUCAUUGGAGAGGACCCAGAUAUCAGAUAUCGAGGAGUCCGUAAACAGCGUGAGAAUGAUGUUUAGGCCCUGAUCCAGAGCAGUAUGUCAGGGUACAUACCAAGUUACCUGGACAAGGACGAACUUUGUGUAGUGUGUGGAGACAAAGCAACAGGAUACCAUUACCGCUGUAUCACCUGUGAGGGCUGCAAGGGCUUUUUCAGGCGUACGAUCCAGAAGAACCUGAACCCGACCUAUGCAUGUAAAUACGAGGGGAAAUGUGUAAUCGACAAAGUCACACGGAACCAGUGCCAGGAAUGCCGCUUCAAGAAAUGCAUCGCUGUUGGAAUGGCAACCGACUUGGUGCUGGAUGACAGCAAGCGUCUGGCCAAACGGAAGUUGAUUGAGGAGAACCGUGAGCGGCGGAAGCGUGAGGAAAUGCAGAAGAUGGUGUGGGAGAGACCUGAGCCAUCGCAGGAGGAAUGGGAGCUGAUCCGCAUCGUCACUGAGGCCCACAUGGCCACCAACGCCCAGGGCAACCACUGGAAACAGAAGCGCAAAUUCCUGAGUGCAGUGGGGGUGAAGGAAACCAAGGCUGAAGACAUAGGUCAGGGGACGAUCGUCAGCACACCGGAGGGCAGUAAGGUGGACAUCGAAGCCUUCAGUCAGUUUACAAAAAUCAUAACCCCGGCUAUCACCCGAGUGGUGGACUUCGCCAAAAAGCUGCCUAUGUUCUGUGAGCUGCCUUGUGAAGAUCAGAUCAUCCUGCUGAAAGGCUGCUGUAUGGAGAUCAUGUCUCUGCGUGCGGCAGUGCGUUAUGACGCCGAGAGCGAGACGCUCACACUCAACGGCGAGAUGGCAGUGACGCGCGGCCAGCUAAAGAAUGGCGGCCUGGGUGUGGUCUCGGAUGCCAUCUUUGACCUUGGGGUUUCUCUGUCAUCCUUCAACCUAGACGACUCAGAGGUGGCGCUGCUACAAGCUGUCAUUCUGCUCUCUUCAGAUCGUCCAGGACUAACAAGUGUGGACCGGAUUGAGCGCUGCCAGGAGGAGUUCCUGCUGGCCUUCGAGCACUACGUCAACUAUCGCAAACACAAGGUGGCGCACUUCUGGCCCAAGCUGCUGAUGAAGGUGACAGACCUGCGCAUGAUCGGUGCGUGCCACGCCAGCCGCUUCCUGCACAUGAAGGUGGAGUGUCCCACCGAGCUGUUUCCUCCCCUCUUCCUUGAGGUGUUUGAGGACUGACCAAACCCGCCCAUCAUCAUGCGACCCCACAUGCCAGUGGCUCGUAACUACACCCAGCCCUCUUCGGACAUAUUCGCUGAACUCCGUUUUCUCACUACUGAGUGCCGUUGCAUUCCACAGAUUGAAAAGUAGCUCUCGGCCCUCGUUUCUAGACGGACCAUUCCUUUUACGAUGCGGGUACAUGUGAAUAGCAUUUUUUUUCCUCUUCCUCUUUCUCUCUCUCUGUCUUGUACAUUGUUGUUCUCAGUUACUCGAGGUGUAUUUUUGUUGUACAGUUUGGUGAGUGAGUAUAUCUACUCGUCGCUGGCGUUGGCUCAUCACGCACUCGGUUGUGUGGUCUAUGCAUUUGUAUCAUGCAACAUUCCACAUCUAGUAGAAGUCAGAUCUGCGUCCCACUUGGGGAAAGAUAUUAAAAAAAAAACAAGCACACAAGAGGAACCUCUGCUCCUUAAGGUUUUCACACUAUCUAUAUGAACUCGGAUCAAAAAAAACGAUUUGAGAAAAUACAGUAGUUUCAUUCAUUCACAAGUUUACACACACAAAAGUGAGUUCUCAUGCACUGUUCACAAAACAUCAGAACACGUAAAGGAUGUAAUGUAAGAUGUAAGUGUAAUUUCCCACAAAACUGAGACAGAUCAAAGCACCGGAGCUUAUCUAGAUGCCAAAAUCAGCUUUCAUUGAAGAUUGCCACUGUUUAGGUGCCAAAAAAAUUUUGAGGAUUACAACAACGUGUUCCCGAAGACAUGUUUUUCCUGCUCCAUGCCCAUCCAACUUCAACUUCAGAUCCAUCACUCUGCCGGACUGUCUGUGACUGUCUCUUUUACCUCGUAGGAACUCUUAUCCGUUUUAUAUAUUUUAACAAGUUAGACAAAGGUGAUGCCUCCGCUUGGACUUGUUGGUGCUAUGAUAUGAGUUUGUCUAUUUAUACCUCUUUUCAGUCAGCCUCAGAAUUUGGAUGGUUCACACACACACACACACACACACACACACACACACACACACACACACGUACAGCAGUGAGUGGUCAGGCAUGCUUCAUAACACAAUGUGACCUCUGAGGUAUAGGGGAUAUGUCGAGGAGACACUUUCAGUUUGUCUUUUUCUUUGUUUUGUUUUAUGUUCUUUUAUUUCCUACGUGACAUCAUCCUCUGACAUCAUCCUCUGAUGUCAUAUUGUACUGCGAAACAUUUUUCACGUCACAUACCUCUACCGUUCAUUAGGAAAUAAUGAUAACUGGUCAUUUUGUAUAAAAAAAAAAAAAGCAACCGCAACAAUUUGCCUCAAGCUUGAUUUUCUCUGUAAAAAGUGAUGCCUUUCGUAAGCAAUAGAUUUGCUCCAGUGUUUCAGCUUAUUUAUGAUUUUACACACACACACACACACACACACACACACACACACACACACACACACUAGUAUGUGCACACGAAGCACAGACUCAGAGGAAAUGCACAGACAAUCAGUAUGUGAGGUGAGGGACAGAGAGAAAGGUGCAAAAGCUGAAGAUCUCAGCUGGUAUUCAAUGAAUAGUUCAGUCAGAAAUCUUAAUGCUUAUAACAGUGAAUGGACCCAAGUAGCUACCUGUUAGCAUUAUGCACAUGACAUCAUGCUAUUAGGUCACGACCAUUCACCGUUAGCCGUGUUAACGUGAUUGUAUGAACACUUCCAAUAAGGUCAUAUAUUCAACUCUCAUGCUCCACAUAGUACUGUACUGCAUAGUGUGUCGAAAAAGAAUGACAACGCAGGCAGUCUACGAGUUUUGCGCACUGUUUAAGUAUGGUAGUAUGUGGUUUAAGACAGAACCAAAUGUCAUCCCUGGCUGCAGCCCCAUCCGUCUGGAUGUACAGAGAGAGAGAGCGAGAGAGAGAGAUAGAAAAUAUGUCCAUUUACAGAGUUACAGUGAAAAGGUGAAAAUGAAUUAUUUUACAGUAUAAAAGUUGUAUAUUUUUUGCAGAUAUUUUUACAGAUUUGCAUAUAAUGCUAAAUUUCCCCAUUUCACCAACAAUGAUAAAGUUCUAUUCUCAGAAGCCUAGCAAAAUCUCUUACUGUCGAUAAGGUGGUUAAAUGUGUUAGAGUUAUUUGUGAAUUCUUUCCAGUGUUACUUCUCACCAUUCCAAAAUGAACAAGCCAGUUAGCGUCACAAAGCAACUCGUCCUGAACGACUGUGCCAGAAUAGAGGUGUGUAUCGGGACUGGGAUCUCAUGGGGCCCAAAAAAAAUGGCUCAGGGACUCUGAUAUGAAACUUGUAGGAUAAAUAAAGGCCAUGUUCUUUAACAUGGAAGUGUAUUUUUAAUCACAUUUAUCACAUUCAUUCAUCCAUCCAUCCAUCCAUCCAUCUUUCAGUACCUGUUUUAUUCUGGUCAGGGUCGUGGCGGUUAAAGAAAUAUUUAAACUUGUUUAUAUUUUGGGAAACACAACCAGUUUAAAAGAAUCAACCAGGAAGCAAGGGGUAUUGGUCCAAAUUUCUGCAGGAAAACACUGGAUAGAUCAAACAUUCUGCAGGAGCAGGUAGGAUUCGUCAUAAUUUCUGCAGGAGCCAGGGGAUUAGUCAUACUACAGGAGCUGAUGGGAUUAAUCAGAUUUUUUUUUUUGCAGGAACAGGCGCAAUUAGUCAAACUUUCUGGAGGAGCAGGUGGGGCUGGUCAAACUUUUUACAAGAGUCAGUGGGAUUGGUCACACUUUCUUCAGGAGCAGGUGUGCGAUUUGUCAUGAAUUCUACAGGAACCAGGGGAUUAGGUCAUACUGUAGAAGCUUGUGGGAUUAGUCAAACUUUUUGUAGGAACAGGUGAAAUUAGUCGACCUUUCUGCGGGAGCAGGUGGGGCUGGUCAGACUUUCUACGAGAAUGAGUGGGAUUGGUCAAACUUUGCAGGAACGGGUGCGAUUUGUCAACAUUUCUACAGGAGCUGGUGGGGUUAAUCAAAUUUUCCAUAGGACCAAUUGGGAUUAGUCAAACUUUCAUCAGAAGAAGAUGGGCUUCGUCAUAAUUUUUGCAGGAGCCAGGGAGAAUUCGUCAGACUGCAUGAGCAGCUGGGAUUAGUCUGACGUUCUGCAUGCUCGUGUGGGAUUAGUCAAAAUGUUCUGCAAGAGCAGGUGUGAUUAGCCAAAAUCUCUGCAGGAGUAGUUGGGAUUGGUCCAGCUUUCUGCAAGAGUGAGCAGGAAUUGUCAAACUUUCUGCAGGAGCAGGUGGGGCUGGUCAAAUUUUCUGCAGGAGUGAACAGAGUUGGUUAAACCUUCUGCAGGAGUGAGGGGGAUUAGUGAAACUUUAUGUGAGAGCAGGUGAGAUGACUCAAACUUUCUUCAGGAGCAGACAGGACUGGUCAAACUCUGUAGGAGCAUGUGGGACUAGUCAGACUUUCCGCAGGAGCAGGUGGGAUUAGUCCCACUCUCCACACGAGAUUGUGGGAUUAGUCACACUUUCCCCACACCUGUUGAUUAGUCUGACUCACGUACUAGUUUGUGGGGUUAGUCUUAUUUUACAUAUGAGCGAGUGACAUUGGUCAAACUUGUCACAUAAUAAAUUGGGAUUAGUCUUACUUUUCAUCUGAUUAUGCGGAAGUAGUCCCACUCACCAUAUACAUAUAUGGGAUUAGUCCCACUUUCCACAUGACUAUGUGAGAUUAAUCUCACUUUUCACAUGAAUAGGUGGGAUAAGUCCCACUUUCCAUGUGAUUGAGAGGGAUUAGUCCCACUUUCCACAUGAGUAGGUGGGAUUUGUCAUACUUUCCACUGGAGCAGGUGGGAUUAGUUAUACUUACUGAAAGAGCAAGCCAGAUUGGUCAAACUUCAUAAGGAGCAGACGGAAUUAGUCAAACUACCUAUAGGAGCAGGCAGGAUUGGUCAGAAUUUGUUUGGGGCAGGAUUAACAACAGUCCCGUGCACACCUCUACCCCUGUAAUUCCAUGUCCUUUAUAGUAAAAUACAGCACUUACCUCCCUCUUCAACUGUUUAGACUAAAUUCAGGAGAGGGACCAUUAAGAACAGCGUCAGAUAAUGCAUUCUGUUUAUCCUGCAUCUUAUUGCUUCGGCAACACAUUUUAUUUGAUAUCAUGUAGAUUCCAGAGUGUACAGUGAAGCUGGUUUACAAGGUGAAUGAGCUGGCUGUGGAUUCGAUUUAACGGCGCGCUAAACUAAGCUGAGCAGCGUAACCUAAAUGAGUGUCCCAUGUGAUCCUGGGUAUUUUUCCUAAAGUGUCUGUUAGCUCACAAACCCAUAGACAUAUAGCUUCAUGGUAAAUCCUCCUGUCUAACUGUGAACAUGAGUGAGAAAAAAGGUGAGUGUAAAUGUAAAGGUUGAGCUUUUUAAACUGCAUUUAAUGUGUCACACAAGGCCACUGUGAGACAGUGAAGCCAGGAAAUAAAGUUGAAUUUUGCAGGUUUAUGCAAUGAUGCAAUUUGGGUACCCUGGAAGAAAAGUUGCACUAAAGAACACAAUUCUGUAUCUGAUGGUGAAUGUAAAAAUAACAGCGAAAGAACUGACAAUGAAUGAGAACAACGACGAUGGUAAUGUUUGUAUUUAAAAUAAACUGGCUCUGGGAAUAAAGAUGGUUUGAGAAAAUGCUUGAAA
Messenger RNA from Neoarius graeffei (lesser salmon catfish), 6256 nucleotides. RefSeq names its product thyroid hormone receptor beta (gene thrb). NCBI's taxonomy places the organism in Eukaryota, Metazoa, Chordata, Actinopteri, Siluriformes, Ariidae. Bases 559 to 1695 code for a protein of 378 amino acids. Gene Ontology annotation, molecular function: RNA polymerase II cis-regulatory region sequence-specific DNA binding; nuclear receptor activity; zinc ion binding. The transcript is spliced from 13 exons. The record is from RefSeq and is a predicted model, not a curated record. Gene Ontology annotation, biological process: thyroid hormone receptor signaling pathway; positive regulation of transcription by RNA polymerase II; retinoic acid receptor signaling pathway.